GAGCGCAGAGCGCAUGCGUAGGAACGGCGCGGUGAAGGGCAUUAGAAGCGAAUGAGACAUUAGUGAAACGUUGGGAUCGCAGUGUGUUUUAACGGUAACACGGUUCAGUGUGAGCGCUGCAGGUCGGGUGUACUGGGCCCAGGCGGGGUUUAAGCAGUGUCUCGCAGGGCUGCAGUCCUCGCCGUAACAUCCCCAUCAGCAGGCUUAGAGUGGACUGCAGAAGAACUGGAACAAAGGAUAGAUUUUCACUGGAUGGAAAAAUAGUCCUUUCUAUCGAUUUGCUUGAUUAUGCCAGUUCACUGAUAAUAUAAACCAUUGAAGUUCCCCAGCACCCUGACCUGAAUGGCUGUGUGCAGAGGGGGUGUCUCCCUUUGGGUGGGUUGCAUUAGAAGCCAUGGAGGAAGGCAGCACUUAAGGAAGCAGAGCUGGAGUGUAUGGCAGCCAGUUGACUCACACUUGAAUGACCCCUGUAGAGUCCUCAGCAGCGCAUCUUGGGCUUUGGCACCCCCGAACAGUCUACGUUAUCAAUCUGUUAAGAAAACGUCCCUUUCUCAUCCCUUCCACCAUGCCUGCCAGCCACGCAGCGACAGAGCACACAGGCUAGAAGGAGAAUUUGAGGAGACCCUUAGCCUCUGUGUGCUUUUCAAACCCAACGAGACAGAUGAGCAGCACACCCUGGUUGAGGUGCCCCUGUUUGGCCAAGUUAAGUUGGGAGAUUACCUGAAUUUGCAAACCAGCAAGCCUACUGACUUUGUUUUCCCAUUAACAACUGUUGACGGGAGGAGAGAAGAUGACAUUAGCAUUAUCGGAGUGCCUUGGACUGAGAAAGGGUUCGAGCAGAGGGCGAGAGGCUCGUUCAGGAGUUUGUUUGAGACUGAAGGAUGUCCAGCUCCGUUCAUUUUGGGCUCUCAUUUUUAUUGCUUUCACUGUCCUCCAAUGGAGCCUGUGCAUGUGGCUGGAGAUAGGUUGAGGAUUGAACAUGAAGAGCAAGCCUGCUCUCUAAUAUCCUCUACCUCUCUGUGCAGUCAUGCAGAGACAGAAGGUAUGGACAGAGUUCCCAGUGAGAGAGACAUGGAAAAUGAGGAAAAACUCUCUCUUAUGUGUGAAAGACUUAGAAAUGAGCUUCCUCGAUUUUUUGUAAAGAACCACGACUACAGUAUGUAUUCCAAUGACCUUGAAUUUCUCAAUGGUCUGCUCAACACCAAGACAAGAGGUCGUGUAGCGUACCAGCUGUUCCUCUCACUCUGGCGGUUGCUGUGUCUGUGCUAUUAUGCGGAGGCGCGGAUAGAGGUGCUGAAGCUAACGAAGCACCCAGAGGACAACUCUAUCAAAGCACGCUGGAGGAUCAAUGGUCUGCCCUUCCACACGCUAUUGCUCCGCUUUUACAAAAGGGAUAAGACCCAGCUUUACAGGACCUAUGAUGCAUUCUCUACCUUCUAUUUGGGCUCUGAUGGACUAAUACAUUGUCAUAAAGUGGAAAAGGUAAUGCAAGCUCAGCCUCCUGUGCUCCCCAAAGUGACUUCACUGCUGGCAGGGGUCCUGGUGGCCCUGGGUGUUCAGGAGCACCGACCUGCCCUUAAUCUGCUUCCACUAUUCCUCUCCUCCUUCAAACAGGGCCGAGACUGAGGAACAUUGCACAGGAAGAGCUGUGUGUGAAUGUGUGUGGGUAUGGGAGCAUGUAUUUCUGGUGUCAAAGAGAGAGAGAGAGAGAGAGAGAGAGAGAAAGCGAGAGCAAAUCAUAAAUUUAGUCAGGAAAAAGAACAUAAGGUGAGGCUCACAGCCAAGGAUAAGAAGAUUAAUGUUUACAGCUUUAAUGAAAUAGGAGGCUACACCAUAUCAUUGUCUACUCUUUCCUGUUUAACAUUAUUUAAAGAGAUACUGUGCUGUUUCAACCCAAAGUUCUGUAGUAGCAGCAUGCCAGCCAGUCCGCAGAAAGAUCAUCAGUUUGAAGUUUCCAGCAGUGGCCAUGUGUGACAUUUCUCUUGCCCCACUUUCUUUUGUUCUGUUUAAUGGAAAGUUGAAACACAACCAUGUACUUCUAGAAUGUUUUCAGUUCAGGAAGAUGAAUGCAGGCAUUGAGGGUUUACAUGCAUCCUUUAUGAGAGUCAGCUGACAACAAGCACACACAUUUUAAACACACUGUGUUACACUGUAAUAAAUGCUUAUGGGGAGAGAUAAAGCACAUUAACACAAGCUUGCCAGAACAAUUAGUUGCAUACAGUACUGUGCAGAAUCUUUGAUCCCAUCCCACCUGGUCAUUUCAUCCAAAUUAAGUAAUAGGAUGGUAUAUGGAAUAGGCCAAAACACAUACAAAAGUGUAAACACAACCAAAACAAACAGCAAAAAAAUUGGAUUGCCAAAUUACUGCAUGAGAUGGUCUAAGAUGUAUUUAAGCUAUAAUAAAGCAAUGUAAACACAUCAUGUCUCAAAUCAUGCACAAAUUAAGAUACUGAAAGUGACCAGGUGUGAGAACAGGAUCUUGGGUACCUAUAAAAAGUCCUUUCUCUACAAACAAAACAAAUAAAAAUAAAUAUAAAAGUAGUUCAACCAUUUACAAACAUUUCCAUGUGGCAGCCAGGUAUUACGUGUAGUUAUUACCUUGUCAUCAAUUGGCUGGUUCAGGUAAUUAAUACUUUAUUUUAAGUUAGACCUGGAGUGCUGCUGGAGGUGAAUUUAAAGAAACUAUGCAAUGUCUGAGAGUGCAAUGAAGAGAAAUCUGGAGCCAGGCCUUGAUUCUUGUUACUUAUUACUACAUUUAUGGCUAAUUGUAAUCUGUAUGUGUAAUAUAGUAUCAUGCAAUUCUACACACACUACCCAGUUAAAUGAUUUUGCGUAGGUGCCUAAAACCUUUGCACAGUUCUGUAUGUAUGCAUCAUCAGCUUAGUCUAUAUCUUUUACAUCUUCCUAACCUGUAACAAGCCUUGUGGAAUGAAAAUUUAGGGGUCCAGGAGCAAAUCAGAUCGAUAAUUAGAGCAGUACAGAAGCAUGAAUUAUUUACUCUCUUUCUCCUUUGCGUGUGGGGCAUGCCACCAGUCAGGCAUGUCCUUUAAUUCCACAUUUAUAUCCUUGCAGCAGCGCUGAAAUGACUGACAGGAGGAUUGCUCCAAAAUGCACAUAGAACAACACAUUGUGAUGAGAAAAUCUAGUUCACUCACUCCAGUUCAGCUAUGGAAAUGUGUGCUUUGGGGUGAAAUUCACCUGUUUAACAGUUAAGACUGGUUUGAUUUACAGUAAGAAAGAAAAGCUCAGGUUCAUUUGUUAUGUUUAGCAAAGCUGAACUGUCUGCAUUGACAUUUGUUGCACAUUUAAUUAACAUAAAAAAACAGUUAUAUAUGAGCCAAUUCCUUUUCAGCGCACAAACCAGUCGUGUGAUUUCAGCUGUGGUUCAAGUACAAAUGUAAUAUAUAGACUAGUACCUGUACAUUUAAAUGGCCCUGCUAUAAAGACCUGCUGUACAUAGCCUGAAGUAUUUCUGUUCUUUUGAUCUCUUACAGUAAUUGUUUUAGAUUAGUUCAGAUAGGGGUUUAAGUUCCACAGUUCAAAGACAGAAGGUGAGGGCUUGUGGGUCUUAUUACAGUGUAAUGGCUCAGUUAUGCCUUUAUAGUGCUUUAUAACACUGUUGAUGUCAGCCCCUAGUAACCCCUUUCUGUUUUCUGUUCAUAUUUGUCACCAGUUCUUCUUAACAGAUGCCUUGGUACAGAUUUAUCAACCCAGAGAGAAUGCAGUCAAGACUUUGAUUCUUGAAAAGUAACACAAUAUGUGAUGCCAAAGUAGCCUGUGAGUUUGGCGGGGUUUAAACCCCAGUCAGGACAAGAAGUGGCUACCUUUACCCUAACCUAAUUGGUUCUGUCUUAUGUUAAACCAUCAUUAAUGAUUCACAAUCCAAGAUACAUCAUCCAGCAAGGCAUAUAAUAUCUAAACAUAUCCUUUAACUCUAUGAAACGGACAAAAGAAACUAUGUUGUUUUAUCUCUAUUGUUUUAAAAGAAAUAAUCAAAAUGUCCCUUUAUUGUUUUGUUGAAAGUCGUAAUUUUGUUAAAGAGAAGAAAACAUCCAUGGCUGUCUAGUUCAUCAUUUCAUUGACUACAUCCUACUGCUUGGACAUUUUCUUUGGCAAUAAGGCAUUAAAAGCUGUUUCACAGUCUGCUCUAUAGAUAAACCAGAUGAUGUCACAUACAGAUAAAUAAGAAAAAAGAUGUUCUGCUGAAUCCUUGGUCUGGUGCCAUGAUGUUUAUUUAUUUGCUGUCAGUAACUCAAAUUCUGGUAUGAACAUGUGUGUGAGUAAUAAAGUAUACACAGAUACUGUUUA
This is a messenger RNA of Astyanax mexicanus (Mexican tetra), 4308 nucleotides long. It is a transcript of the gene c3h6orf136, whose product is annotated as chromosome 3 C6orf136 homolog. Lineage: Eukaryota; Metazoa; Chordata; Actinopteri; Characiformes; Acestrorhamphidae. The record is from RefSeq and is a predicted model, not a curated record. The coding region runs from base 343 to 1626 and encodes 427 amino acids. The transcript has 7 exons.